CUGGCGGUGCAAAGCAUAUUUGCACAAGGUUGCAAUGAGGUCCGUAGUAUAAAGUGGCGUACUAUACGACUAUAUGUUAUCAAAUCUGAAUAAAAUCAGUUUUUCAACACAUGAUGUUGGUAUCUCUCCAUACACAUUAUUGAAGCUCACUGUGUGCAGUGGUGUCAGACUGGCAGAGUUGUAGCUGCAGAAUAAUUCUUUACAAUCGGUUUAGUAUCGACACUACCCCUGGAUUUCACUUAUGGGGAAACCAGUCAACAAACUCUUGAACACUGAAAUACCAGUGUAGGACCUAUUCAUCUGUCGUUCGGAUAGUGAAGGGAAGAACAAAAUAUGUCUACAGAGCAUAUAAAUUGGUUUUGUGGAAUAAACACAACAUUGGUUCAAGAUGAGGAUUUUCUAAACAGCACAUGCAAGGUGAACGGAACCAUCGUCGUAUCCCAGUUAGCCUUCAGCAUCAUCUUCAUCAUCACACCCCUCUUCCUGAAAUGCUGCACCUCAUACGGCAAGCUUCCACCCUCUCCGUUCGUCUUUCGACUACCAGGCCACACCCUCAGAUGGAUCCUUACCUUCGUGUACUCGGCAAUUUCCCUGGCCAUGAUCGGGGAGGGGGUACUCACCAACGACAGCUACAUCGCAUACGCGUUGCCAGGGCAACCGCAUCUGUACAUAACUGGGGUAUUCACGAUGAUAUCGGUGGUGGCAUCACUGCUGUACUACCACAUGAUGGAGAAGUGGAGAGCUAGAGCGAUGAUCUGGUUUCUCUUGGUGUAUUGGAUGUGGUCUCUCGUUAUCUUUGUCAUGAAGAUAGUGCAACUCGAACACCAAGGACUCGACGAUUGGCAGAUCUUUACAUAUGACGUGACUCUUGCGGUGAUUGUCCUUUCGGGAGCUCUACUUCUUAUUGAAUUGACACUCUUCUACAGCUUGGCGUGCCGUGGAUGCGGAGACCCCCUGAACGCCCCCAAACACCAGGACACCCAGAAGGCAUUCAUGAAAUACCGCCAAGAGCAUUCCAAUCUCCUCUCAUCGCUCACCUACUGGUGGAUGAACUGGCUUUUCAUCCUGGGUUACAAGAGGGCAAUUGAGCCCUCAGAUCUGGGCAACAUCCCGGAGGUUCACACCUCAGAGUACAACCAUCGGAUUUUCAAGAAAAACUUCGAAAAGGAGAAGGAACGGGCAGCGAGGAGGGGGCAAGAAAUCAGUCUGUAUCGAGUAUACUGGAAUACGUACUCGUUUAAAAUGGUGGCUGGAGGAUUGUUCAAACUUGCUGCAGACUUCUCCAACUACGUAGGACCACUGUGCAUCAGCGGCAUCAUCGUCUACGCAACCACAAGUAUUAAUACUGGGACACCUAAAACAGAAAAGGCUAUUCCCCAUUACACAACCACUAAUGAAUUCUUCUCCAAUGGCUUCAUCUUAGUUGGAUGUAUAUUCAUUGCAGCCAUCAUGAAAGGAAUAUUUGAUCAGUGCUACCAAUAUUUUUGUUUCAUCGAAGGUCUCCAUGCUAAGUCUGCUAUUCAGAGUAUGGUGUAUGAGAAGUCUCUUCGUCUGUCAACGUAUGCGAUGUCGGGUGGGAUGAUGACCCAGGGUCAGAUCACCAACCACAUGUCCCUCGAUGCCACCAAUAUUCAACAAUUCUUCAACUGGGGUAACGAGUUAUGGACAACGCCAAUUAAGUUUGGGGUGACUCUGUAUCUUCUGUAUCUUGAACUUGGAGUACCGUCUCUGAUUGGUGGAGCACUCCUCGUCUCUGUCCUUCCAGUACAGCUCAUCUUUGCCGGCUUCACAUCCAAGUAUAUCAAACAAGUCUUGCUUUACUCUGAUCAGCGAAUGAAAUACUCAAAUGAGAUGCUACAGGGAAUCAAAAUACUGAAACUGUACGGAUGGGAGCGCAUCUACUGCAAACUGGUCCAAGCAGAGAGAGCGAAGGAGAUGAGGGAGCUGGCCAAAGUGUACUUCAUCCAAGCUUGGAAUUUCGUCAUCAACAUUGGAAUUCCUACCAUGGUAAACUUAGUGUCCUUCAGUACCUACACACUUAUUACCGGUCGACCGUUGAGCCCAGACGUUGCUUUCUCGUCCCUCUACCUCUUCAAUUCCCUGGUCGACCCGAUGUUCAUCUUCCCCUACGUGAUCAGUCUCACAGUCAACUCCCACAUCAGUACGAAGAGAAUCAAGUUCUUCCUGGUCGCACCGGAGAUCGAGGGAAAAGAAUCCGAGAAGCAAGGCUCCGAGAAGGGGCCUGAAGUGUUUUUUAAUUCCGGGUCACUAAAGAGCAGCAUUCGUCUGUCGUCAGCAGAAGAGGAGCUAGACUCCACAACGCGUACUCCUCUUAUCGAUGGGCGUGACAACAAGAAGAAGUACAGUGCUAUGGAGGACUCUUCGUUACCUCCUAAGGAUGGCCUUCCAGGCGAAGUGGCUAUUAGGAUAAAAGAUGGAUGCUUCACAUGGGACCCUGACUCCCAUGAGGCCAUUUUAAAAAACAUCAACGUUGACAUACCGGCAGGGAAACUGACGAUCGUCGUCGGGACGGUUGGCAGUGGGAAGUCAUCCGUUUUACAAGCAGUGCUCGGAGAAAUGACGACGCUUCAAGGCCGAAUACAAAUAAGUAAAGGAUCAAAGAUCGCAUACGCCCCUCAGAAGGCGUGGCUUGUCAACACAUCUCUGAGGGAAAAUAUCCUAUUCGGAGAGCGUUAUGACCCAGCAAAGUAUCGGAAAGUGGUCGAAGCCUGCGCUCUGGCUCCAGAUAUCGACAUGUUACCUGCAGGUGAUGCGACAGAGAUUGGAGAGAAAGGACUCAACUUGAGCGGUGGUCAGAAGCAACGUGUUAGUGUAGCAAGGACUAUGUACUCAGGAAGAGACAUCAUAAUACUGGAUGACCCCCUGUCAGCCCUGGACAUGCAUGUUGGUAGUCACCUCUUUGAGAAUGGUAUCAUGAAGAUCUUGAAGAAACAGAAGCAGACCAUAAUACUCGUCACCCAUCAGCUACAAUACCUUCCAGAGGCCGAUAAGAUCAUCAUCAUGAAAAAUGGAAAGAUCUUGAGAGAAGGUGAGCCGGAUGAAAUAGGCCGGGAGGACCCAAGCUUGAUGAGAGAUUGGCAGCAAGCCAUCAGGCAGAUGAGCGAGUCAGAAACCGAGAUGUCCGAGUCCGAGGCACUGCUGGAGGAAAGGCGCUCGCUCAAGAGACAGAUAUCCUUUCUCUCUAGUGCAUCUACCAAGGAAGUAUCUUCGACGCAUGACGACAAUGAUGAUGAGCGAGGACGUCUCAUUGUGACAGAGGACCAGGAGAAGGGCUCCGUCUCUUACGGUAUCUACCUCUACUACUUGAAAGCCGUCGGGUAUUUGGUAGCUCUACUGGUCGCAUUUGCUUCCAUAGCGGGUGCAGCUAUAGAAAUAGCUACCAAUUUCUGGUUGGCUAGAUGGUCUGAGGCGAGUCUACAGACCAAUAACACCCAGCAAGCCAUUGAUGACGCGAGUUACUACAUUACAAACUACGCCAUCCUAUCCGCCUUCAACGUACUCUCCAGAAUGACGUACGUCGCCUUUAUUUGCUUUGGAAUGUACUUUGCCGCCAAAAAGCUGCACUAUCAGAUGUUACUCAACGUUAUAUCUAUCCCAUUAAGGUUCUUCGAUACGACGCCAACUGGCAGAAUUCUGAACCGUUUGUCAAGCGACACCCAACUUAUCGAUCAACGACUUGUGCAAUCGAUGCGUCUCUUUAUCAACAUUAGCGUGGUGCUCUUGUCUGCAUUCGUCAUCAUCAUCUCCGUCAACAUCUACUUCAUAUUCUUCGUGAUUCCCAUCGCCGUCGUCUUCGUCAUCUUGCUGAUGUUCUAUGUUGUCACAUCAAGGGAGCUCCAGCGUUGUGAGAGUGUCACACGGUCACCAAUUUUCGCCCAUUUCUCCGAGACACUGGGCGGAUUGCCAACUUUAAGAGCCUUCAAGGAUGAGAAACGAUUCUUCCAAACGGCAUUGGAUCGCAUCCUCAUCAACAACACAGUAUUUACAUACCUCAUCACCGCUCAGAGAUGGGUUGGAAUAAGACUGGAUAUGCUGGGUGCCGUCGUGGUUCUGUGUUCAAGUUUACUCUGUCUGCUUGGGGCAUUCUACUUUGGUAUUGAUGUAAGCCUCGUAGGACUGGCUAUUUCAUAUUCACUCGAGAUAUCACUUUUCAUGAACCUGAGUGUUCGGGCCGCUGCCGAAGUUGAGCUUCAGAUGAAUGCAGUCGAAAGAGUCAAGUACUAUGCAGAGCUGCCAACAGAAGACUACAGUGGUACUGAACCGCCUCCUUCCUGGCCUGACAAAGGUCUGAUUGAGAUGGACAAUAUCAGUGUACGCUACGCUCAGGAACUUGAUGCAGUCCUCACGGAUGUCGAUCUUACUAUACCAGUACAAAAUAAGCUUGGGAUUUGUGGUAGAACAGGGAGCGGCAAGUCGUCUCUAACCCUCGCCUUGUUUCGUAUCAUUGAUACAUUCAAAGGCCGCAUCGUCAUUGACGGGAUCGACAUCGCCACCGUUCCUCUCCUCUCCCUUCGUCAACGUCUCUCCAUCAUCCCACAAGAUGCAUUCCUCUUUACUGGAACUAUUAGGAGCAACCUCGACCCCACGAGUGAUAAGAGUGACGAGCAACUUUGGCAGGCAUUAGAGAUUGCCCAACUCAAAGAUAUUGUCACACAACUUGACAUGGGAUUAGACUACCAGGUAACUGAGGGAGGGGACAACUUUAGCGUCGGACAGCGUCAACUCUUCUGCCUUGCCAGAGCUUUCCUGAGAAACUCCAAGAUUGUCGUCAUGGAUGAAGCGACUGCAUCAAUAGACCAAGAGACAGAUCUGAUAUUACAAGAUGUCGUAGCAGAUGUCUUCCAGGAUAGGACCGUCUUGACUAUCGCACAUCGAGUGUCGACUAUCCUGAACGCGGAUUCGAUCUUAACGCUACAGGACGGAAAGGUGAUCGAGUACGACUCGCCAAAUAACCUCCUCGACGACGACACCAGCAUGUUUGCUUCUCUUGUCAAGGCAGGGAAGUAAUGGCUCAGGUGCAAACCCUAAGCGAAGGGUGAUAGAAUCGCGAAAAAUAUUAAACAAAUAAAGAGAAAAGAAAAUGGAGAAAUAGAAAAGUAAUGGGAAAAAGAUGAUUAGACAACUUCAUCACCCUUUUCUAAUCUUAGGCCAUGUUAAUUCGUAUUUCAUCCAUAUUGAAAGACCGGUGCCGAGUGCAAGUACAACCUCAAUGUCUAAGCCCAUGUGACGACAUCGAAGAAGGUUGUUUUUUCCAAAUAAGGAAGGUGAAAUAAGAUGAUAGAUGAUGAUGAUGAUAGUGGUCAUGUUGAUGAUGAUAAUCAUGAUUGUGUAUGAUAAAACGUUGUCAGCCAUUACAGGAUAUGGGCUGCGUUAUGGCGUUGAUACAGAAUUGCUUUGUUUUUCAUCUUUAAUAUACUAGUAACUAAAAUUCUGAUGAAUAGAAAAUACUUAAAGACACCCAGUCUCAAAGUAAUUUCCGAAUGAACAGGUAAAUGAGGAAAGUCCAGUGACAAAAAUAGGGAAUUAUGUGUUAAUGAUAUAUGCAUUAAUUUCUUUUUCAUAUAUUCUAUUUCUCCGGAGCAUCUCUGCUCUCUGCCCCCCCCCCCC
Molecule: messenger RNA, 5628 nt
Organism: Strongylocentrotus purpuratus (purple sea urchin)
Lineage: Eukaryota; Metazoa; Echinodermata; Echinoidea; Camarodonta; Strongylocentrotidae
Product: ATP-binding cassette sub-family C member 9
Exons: 33
Coding region: 334-5028 (1564 amino acids)
Biological process (GO): transmembrane transport
Cellular component (GO): membrane
Molecular function (GO): ATP hydrolysis activity; ABC-type transporter activity; ATP binding
Source: RefSeq, a predicted model, not a curated record